This is a messenger RNA of Lindgomyces ingoldianus, 1917 nucleotides long. RefSeq names its product PLC-like phosphodiesterase. The record is from RefSeq and is a predicted model, not a curated record. NCBI's taxonomy places the organism in Eukaryota, Fungi, Ascomycota, Dothideomycetes, Pleosporales, Lindgomycetaceae. Gene Ontology annotation, molecular function: phosphoric diester hydrolase activity. Gene Ontology annotation, biological process: lipid metabolic process. The transcript has 2 exons. The coding region runs from base 339 to 1652 and encodes 437 amino acids.
GUUAACUCUACUCCCCUUUAUCUCUUCUCUAUUCUCUAUUCUUCUUCGCCCUUCACGUGGCACAAGUUUAACCCAUUCGUUGCCGCUUCUUCAAAACUCAUUCUCGCGCUCGUGUCUCCUGUGGCUGAGCGCGGCAGUCGUCAUACCGUAUACUGACCGAUAAACAAAUUAUCUCCAAUGUCCAGGAAUACUAAGGCACAUUUCUCUUAACAUCCCAGAUCUGAUCGGUUCAGCCUUUCGUCCAUUGGUGAAUGGAUCGGAGAGAAGAGUGUCCCCAAAUCUUCCAUAAGAAACCCACACCGUCCCACAACGCCAGAAUCGGGACGUUCGGCAUCAGAAUGAUGACCCAUUUCAUAUGGCUCGCGGGUCUUGCUGCCGCUCAAUCUUCUCAGUCUAUCCUAACACUGUCUGGCUCGAUUGCACAAGUUACAGGAGCAGAUGCUACACCAACCCUAUCACUCUCUGAUUUCGAAGCUAGUACCUUUGAAACGGGGACCACAUAUGGCUUAUCUGCAAGUAUAGGCGCACCCAAUGCAACCGCAUCUAAGACAACGUCCUCACAAAACACGCUCACAGUAAUCGCGGGUGGGUCGGGAACAACAGUGGGCAGGAACAUGACUGCAUCUACGACGAUAACCGCACAACCUACGAAUACUCAGCCCUGCAACAACUACCCCGAGUUCUGUACGAGAAGGUAUUCCAACAUAACAGAAGUCUGCGCCCAUAACUCCCCUUUCGUCAGGAAGAACAAUGCCGGAAGCAAUCAGGCAUAUGGAGUGACGCAGCAAUUGAACGACGGUGUUCGCAUGCUUCAGGGUCAGACACAUUACGUGAAUGGAACCCUUUACUACUGCCACACUUCAUGCGAUCUCCUUAAUGCCGGGUCCGUGGAGUCGUAUUUCACCGAGGUUGCAGGAUGGGUCGAGAACCAUCCCUUCGAUGUCGUCACAAUUCUCAUCGGAAACGCCGACUAUGAGGAGAAAGACGUGAACGGUAACCCUCUUGUAACCUCCAAGAACUACGUCGAUCCGAUCGAGAAAUCCGGACUUCGUCAAUACAUAUACCAGCCGCCGAAAACGGCAAUGACACUGGAGGACUGGCCUACUUUGGGAGAGUUGAUUGUUCGGGGCAAGCGCAUUAUUAUGUUCAUCGACUAUAAUUUUGACACCGACGCCGUACCAUACAUGCUGUGGGAGUUCUACAACAUGUGGGAAACUCCAUAUUCCCCGACAGACGUCAACUUUCCGUGCACCAUUGGCCGACCGGAGGGUCUAAGCCAGAAUAAAAGCAAUAGUAUGAUGUACAUGGCAAACCACAACUUGAAUGUAGAGGUCAGCAUCGCAGAAAUCAGCCUAUUGAUUCCGAACACGGUGGCUCUUGAAACAACAAAUGGGGUAAAUGGGACAGGGAGUUUGGGGCUGAUGAGCAACAGCUGUACUGAGGAUUGGGGUCGUCCACCAAACUUCCUACUCGUCGAUUACUACAACGCCGGUCCUUUCAAUGGCUCCGUGUUCGAGGUUGCUGCGAGGGCGAAUAAUGUCACAUACAAUCAGAAAUGCUGCGGGACCGCGUCUUUUGCCACAGAACUACCAAGACCAUCGGCGACACAUUUUGGGCUGAUCAUUACAGUUGCGGUGUCGCUGAUGUUCUAGCUACAAGAAGACAUUAGAAAGGGGUAGCUUCCACGCCCAGGGUAGCCAAAACGAUGGAGUUCUGACUAGGACGGUAGGGAUUUAUUUGCAUGGUGGGCGUGGAAUGAAGGGUUUAGUCUUAGGUUCGGGGGAGCGUUCCCAUUGGGUAAUUGGCCUUGCACAUCGAAAGGAUGGAUUUAGUGACUUUGUGUCCGGACUAAGAGAAACUAUAAUGGAGUCUACACCUGUAAUUGUGCAAGGAAAUCAAUGGAUACUAAUUUUGGCA